This is a messenger RNA of Chara braunii, 1519 nucleotides long. The record is from the annotation of a GenBank genome assembly. NCBI's taxonomy places the organism in Eukaryota, Viridiplantae, Streptophyta, Charophyceae, Charales, Characeae.
AGUAAAAGGGUGCACGCCGUGAACUAUCUGGCUAUCUUGCUCUCCUUAUCUUCUCAUCACGUUCCGUGUUCUGCUGAGGGAGACCUCGCUAUCCUGCUUUCUUCUUUCUAACUUGUUUCGAGUUUUCGCUCAGAUAAACGGUGUCACCGGGGUUUCCGGGCGGGAUGUUCCUUACGAACGGCCCCACGGGUGAUGGUACGGGAAACAUGAACAAUGGGCAGUUGUCGACGAAUAACGGGGUCUCGAACGUCGAUACAGGCCAGAACGCGGGCAAUUGGAAUGGCUACCAAGGGGGAGGUGGGAGAGCGGGGAUGGGAGGGAACGGUAACGUUUGCUAUAACUGUGGGAAACCCGGGCACAUUGCCCGGGAUUGCUGGUCACGACGGGGGCGUGGAGACACUAACACGCACGGUGAUCCGGAGCUGGAAGAAAUUAAGGAACACUUCCGUUUAAUGCGUAAGGAAAGACUGGAGUCAGAGGACAAACGAAGACUAGAGGAGGAGAGAAAAGCCAAGGAGGAGGAACUAAGGAGAAACUUGGACUUCGGCCCAAAGGCGGAAGAAUUCAAGUUACAACUACGUGUCGAGCUCUUGGAAGAACGGAGAAGGAACAACCAGGAGGCAGAGAAGGCGAGUUGUCCUUUGAAGACAUCUGCGAAGAAGAAAAGGGGAACGACCCAGAAAACACGCAAGAGCUGCAGAAAGGGGAGGGCGAAGAAGAAGAGGACGGAUAGAUCCAGCGACGAGACGGACAACGAGGAUCCGACGGAGGAAGACUCUUCGGACAGCGUAACUACUACGGAUUCUGAAGACUCUCAAGUAAUGCGGACUCCAAGGGGGAAGAAGAAGAAGGCUUACUCGAGGAGCAGAUACAAGAGGAAAAUGGCGGACAAGGCAAAGAAGACAACGGAGAACACACCGCUCAGAACACUCGAGCGAGGUGAAUGCUCCAGGCUGGGGAGGACGGAUCCGGGCGACACAGGAAGACAGCACGCGACUGACAGCGACGGGUUCCAGAUGGCGGAGGAAGAGGGACGGGGUGAGCCAAAGACACCGCUGACCGGGGGCUACAAAGGCGUAGCGACGGGAUGCUCACAAAAGGGCCUUAUAGAUUAUUGUAUCUCGGCUCAUAAGAUCUACUCGGCUAAGAAAGCCGAUGUACUCAGGCGUAUCUGUGAUCAGAAAGGGAUUAAGUACACUACGAAACCGGAGGUGGUAGAGAUYUUGGCAAGACACCAGGUGCAGUUGGCCUACGACGGGUUUGAAGAAACCCCAGCGGUAUCGAAGGGCGGGGAAAAGACGAAAGCUUCAGGAUCACCCCGGAAGACGUACACGAAGGGGAAGGAGGCUGGCGGAAAGCCUACUCCGGGGAGAGCUCCCGUGAUCAUAAAGUCAGCAACGGUGCAGCCGAUUGAGGAUUCUGACUGACGGUUAACUCCGACGAAUGCUGAACUAUGGGACAAGCUAAGUUAUUGGCUCCAACGGAGGACCAUUCUGAGGGAGUGCGGUAUAACCAGCGA